Copidosoma floridanum is the source of this 1182-nucleotide messenger RNA. Its product is annotated as regulator of chromosome condensation-like. NCBI's taxonomy places the organism in Eukaryota, Metazoa, Arthropoda, Insecta, Hymenoptera, Encyrtidae. Gene Ontology annotation, cellular component: cytoplasm. The record is from RefSeq and is a predicted model, not a curated record. Gene Ontology annotation, molecular function: guanyl-nucleotide exchange factor activity.
ACGAUCUGCCGACAAGGGAGCACCAGUGGUGCUACCCUUACAUGUGGCCAAGGGGACACUGGCCAGCUGGGACUAGGAGAGGAAGUCCUAGAAAAAACAAGAUUCACGGAAGUCUCGAAAUUAGAAUAUGUUAUUUCCGUGGCUGGUGGAGGAAUGCACAACAUAAUUCUCACCAAUGAUGGUUGCGUUGCAACCUUUGGUUGUAACGACGAGGGGGCAUUGAAGAGAGACAUUACAGAGUGUGGAGAAGCUACCCCGGAAUUUGUAGAGUUGCCUGCGCGGGCUAUACAAGUAACCGCGGGUGAUUUACACAGUGCCGCUCUCCUUAAAGAUGGGAGGAAUUAUUGUUGGGAAGCAUUUCGGGAUUCACAUGGAACUUUGGGGUUGAUCACUAGAAAAAAAGAAGAUACUCCAAUUGAAAUACUUCCAAACAUGAAAUUUUUGAAAAUAGCAUCUGGAUCAGACCAUAUCGUGCUCCUGAAUAACACUGGGACAGUGUUCACACUUGGAUGUGCUGAGCAGGGCCAGCUCGGCAGAGUUUCAGUAAGAAAAUUGGACCGACACAGUAGACGGGAAAAGUACCAACUCCUCACCCCAGAGCAAGUCUACUUCAACAUAAAAAAAAAUAUCAUUAUUAGAAAUAUUUGGGCUGGUAGCUUUUAUACGUUCGCUAAAGCAGGGAAUAGUGACCUGUAUGUUAGUGGACUGAACAAUUAUAACCAGAUCGGUCUCAAAGGAUGUGAUAGAACCUUACACCCUAAAGUUUCACACACAUUCAGCAGACACAGAUGGAUGCAAAUUAACUCAGGUCAGCAUCACACAGUUGCUGUGAACGAUCAAGGACAAGUUUAUACAAUCGGGCGUAAGGAAUACGAAAGAUUAGGCCUUGCAAGCCUAUGCGAGGAUGCUCAGGAGCUGAUUCCAGUGCCCAAGCUGGAAAACUUAAAGUGUAUUGACGUGGCAGCUGGUACUGCACAGUCGUUUGCCGUCACAAAUAGUGGAACACUCGAUGCCUGGGGCAUGGGCUCGGAAGGUCUGUUAGGAACUGGUAAAGAGGAAGAUAUAUACGAGCCUGAAUUAAUUAAUUUAAAACACGUCAAAGAUGCAUGUGUCCUCCAGGUAUCCGGAGGAGGGCAGCACACGAUUGUUUUAGUAAAGAAACCACAUUCUCCGUUAAUAUAA